AGGAGGCUUUAGGAUGACGAGCUGCCGCACGCUCGCAUUCACACCUCCAUACAUCCUGCAGGAAAUACUCACUUGGUCUGUGUGAAUAUUGUGCAGUGUUUGAUGGUGGACUCCUCUGCUCCCUCAGUAACAUGGACUGUCCCCCCUUGCAGCUCAGCAUUAUGGGCCUGAAACCAGUAGAUGUUGUUUUUUCACGAGUAAAGCUCUGAAUCUGAGUCUGAACUGCAGCUGCUUCUUAUUGAAUCCUGACCCUCAGUGUCUGUUUGAAUUCUCAGAGUUGCUAAAAUGCCUUUCAUGCCGGUGAAGUUCAACCUGCAGAAGCGGGUCAAGCUGGCUCAGGGUCUAUGGAUGCUCUACUGGUUUUCAGUCAUCGCAGGGAUCCUCAUCUUCAGCCUCGGCAUCUUCUUCAAGAUUGAGCUGCGGAAGAGAAGUGAGAUGAUGGACAACAAUGAGAGCCACCUGGUGCCCAACUUGCUGAUCCUGGUGGGAUUGCUGGCUUGCGGCCUUAAUGCCUUUGGAGGGAAGGUGUGCCAUGACUCUCUGGAUCCCAUCAAGUUCUCCAAAUGGAAGCCGAUGUUGAAGACAUAUUUGCUGCUGUGCUGCGGCUUCAACGUGUUGCUGGUACUCGUGUCGCUGCUCUGCUUCCUUAUGCAGUUCUCCGUAUACCUGACACUGGCCGAGGGCCUGAGUUACGCCAUCCGGUUUUACAAGGACACGGACACUCCAGGGCGCUGCUUCAUGAAGAGGACGCUGGACAUGACGCAGAUCGAGUUCCACUGCUGCGGGAACAACAAUUUCAGGGAUUGGUUUGAGGUUCAGUGGAUCAGCAACCGCUACCUGGACAUGAGCAACGAUGUGGUCAAAGAUCGAGUCCUCAGUAACGUGGAGGGGAAGUAUCUGAUGGACAGCGUCCCAUUCAGCUGCUGUAACCCCGGGUCCCCCCGGCCCUGCAUCCAGCACCACCUGACCAAUAACUCUGCUCAUUACGACUAUGACCACCGCACAGAGGAGCUCAACAUCUGGACCCGGGGCUGCCUUGAGGCCCUCUUCUCCUAUUACAGCAGCCUGAUGAGCAGCAUUGGUGUUUUUGUCCUCUUUGCCAUCAUCCUGGAGUCUGUGGACAUGGCAGGGCUGAAGUACUUGAGCACAGCGCUUGAGACGAUGGCAGAGCCGGAGAACCCCGAGUGUGAGAGUGAGGGCUGGCUGCUCGAGAAGGGCGUCAAGGAGACGUUCAGCGAUCUGCUCACCAAAUUGAAGACCUUUGGGAGGACCAACCAGGUGGAAGGCGGAGAUGCUCCAGAGGCCAACACCUGAUAGCCAAACCCACCACAGAGGACUGAUGUCUCCCCUUCUCUUCACCCCCCUCAAAUGCCAUCUCUCCCCCCAUAAGAGGGAGAAAAGAACUGUAUAUAAGCCACACAUGCACAUUAAUGUGAACAUUUGAAGUUCCUGUGAAUGUCGAUAUUUUCUGUAAAUAUGUUAAACAGAGUUUAUUUUUAAAAAAGAGGAACGUGCUCCUGUAAUUAAAACAUCAUCACCCCUUUCAGAGUAGCAGUUCCUGUCAGGCGGUGGUUAGACCAUCAGACAGCAUCGGGUCCCAGUGAGUCUAUUCCCACCAAUGUGUCUGAGUGUUGCAGUUCCGUGUUUGUCCAGCAGGGAGCACACAGCCAAGACAGCACGGAUCCAUCGACGUCAUCAUUAGUGUAAAAAGAUCAACCUAGUUAUUAUUUCUUACAUCCAGAUGUUUGAAUGUGUGUCAUUUCUGCUGGCUUUCUCCAGCAAUCACUGGAGACUUUAACAUGAGAGAACAAACCACUAAGCAGCACACAACGUACCAGUGCUGCCAUCUGUGAGAGCAGGCAGCAAUGACAGAGGUUCAUACACAGCAGCAUGACUCCUGUAUAAAACUCCUGUCAGUACAGAGGCUCAGAUGGUGUUCACACAGCUGUACUUAUUGCCUGUAUACGAAACAUGCACAUGCAGGUGUAUAUACAGGUGUAAAGUUAAUGUAACUGAUGUAGGACUAACAGAAACGGCACAUCUUACAUUAUUAUAAAGGCCGGUGUGCACAGGUGUAUACAGAGCUAAGCACAUAAACUACAGGUAUAAAAAUGAUCAUUUGUCAGUUUGAUGUGGUCGUUAUUUUUCUUUUCUUUUUUUUUAAAUGUCAACAUCUUAUCAAGUCUUUGUUGAUAAAUGGCUACCGAAUGCUUCACCUUAACACAAGUUAAGUGUGUUUCUGCUUGGGUCUGUUCAUUAUGCACUGAGCAGGUGAGUUAACAGCACUGACUGUCUCUGCAGUUUAAAAAAUUUAAUACCCCUCACUGACGAAAUGCUCCUAGUGUGAUUUCAAACCGCACAACGAAUGGAGCAAAGCUGUGUCCAACACAUGCCAUCACAGAUGGGUUAUUCCUGCAGGUGUGGGUGACAUGUCCAGAAAGAACACCCGGCAGACUGAAUUCAGGUUGAAAAAUGGGCUGUGGCAAUCGUGUGAUUGGUUAUGAGGCGUUUCCUUUAUUGCUUUCUUUCUCUGUAAGGUCUGAAACCUGUGAUUAUUUAAGGGACAGGAAAGAGAGAGAGAAAUCUGCUCUCAGAUUUGUAGUUAAAGCCAAGUCCACUGCAUAGAGCAUCAUAUGUUUCUGUUUCUUUGGAGAGAGUGAUGUCUUCAGUCAGUUGUUGUGGGUUGGUUGGAGCUUCUAGUUCUGUGUAUGAUAAAACCUAUAAAGAGAUUGUGACUGAAA
This is a messenger RNA of Maylandia zebra (zebra mbuna), 2741 nucleotides long. RefSeq names its product peripherin 2b (retinal degeneration, slow) (gene prph2b). Gene Ontology annotation, biological process: visual perception. The record is from RefSeq and is a predicted model, not a curated record. Gene Ontology annotation, cellular component: plasma membrane. Lineage: Eukaryota; Metazoa; Chordata; Actinopteri; Cichliformes; Cichlidae.